AUGUCUGAUUCAGAAGAUGACGAUGACUUCUUUAAAGCUUCUUCCUCUGAGGAUGAAGAAGACCUUAGAAAUCACAUAGAAGAUAUUAUAAUAGAAUCUUCAAAGCCUAAUAACAAUAAUAAUAAUAAUAAUAAUAAUAACAUUAAGGAUGACGCAUUUAAUUUGUUCAGUGAACCUAAGAAGGAUGAUAUAAAACAGAAUAAGAGUAAUUCUGAUGAAGAGCAUGUGGUCUUAGAAGAUCGAAGUUCAAGUAAUGGUUCAAAUAAUUUGAAAAGGACAUCGGAUUCUGACUCAAUGAACACAGAGAAGAAAAGUGAUUUUGAAAAUUCUAGAAGAAAAAGAGCAAGAACAAGACUCCGUAAUAAAGAGCCUAUAUCAAUAGAUGAUGAUGAUGAUGAACAAGAUUCAUUUUCAGAGAUAAGUAGUAGAGUAAGUUCACCUCAAAAAAACGAUACCACUAAUAGGAAAGAUAAUUAUUCAGAUUCAGAUGAUGAAAAUGAUUUAUUUUUUAAAGAAUUAUCAAGAAAGAAAUCACCUCCUACGUUAGAAGCACCAAUACCAACAAGUGAAGCAAAAAGAUUAUAUACAAUACGAUUUAUCUCUAAAUUGGAUGGAUCAAUUAAUAAAUCUGUUAGAGUGAAAGUUCUUGGAAAAUUUACAUUCGCUAAAAUUUUACCCUCUGCUUUACAAGGUUUACAAAAAGCUUACAAAAUACCAGCAGUGAUGAAAAAAAUUUAUCAAGCGGAUAAUGUUGCUUUAUAUUGGAAUAGUACAAAAGUAUUGGAUUUCAUGACUUGUAAUUCUCUCAAUAUUAAACAAUCUUUUGAAAAUGAAAUAUCCAAUAUUGAUAUAACCAUUGUCUCUAAAGAGAUGGAAAAGAGCAUGGAACUAUCAUUAAGGGCAGAACGGCAAGAAGCAGAUGCUAAAGAAGCAGCAGAGAAGGCUCAAAGCAAUGGUUCUAGGGACAAAACUAAUUCUAUAAAAACUUCUUUAGAUGACAAUCAGAGUGCAGAUUUGAUUAUUGAAGAAUUCGAAAGAGAAUUACAUGAUAUCGCACUACCAAAUGUUAUUGAAAAUUCUAAUACAAGCAAUGAUCGAACUCUCGACCCAAGUGAUGAUACGAAAGAAGAAAUUAUGAAAAUUUCAUUGGUUGGCAAUGACAAUAAAAAGAUUUUUGUUAAUGUCAGAGGAGGAACAAUAUUAUCAAAAUUAACAGAUUAUUAUAGGAAACAGAAAAAAUUACCACAAAACACAAAUUUUGAACUAUAUUUUGAUGAUGAGAAACUUGAUUUAUCCAUGACAAUAGGUUCUUAUGAUAUAGAAGAUGAAGAUAUGAUUGAAGUGAAGGUUUUAAAUUAG
This is a messenger RNA of Maudiozyma saulgeensis, 1359 nucleotides long. NCBI's taxonomy places the organism in Eukaryota, Fungi, Ascomycota, Saccharomycetes, Saccharomycetales, Saccharomycetaceae. The record is from the annotation of a GenBank genome assembly.